Haemonchus placei is the source of this 264-nucleotide messenger RNA. The record is from the annotation of a GenBank genome assembly. NCBI's taxonomy places the organism in Eukaryota, Metazoa, Nematoda, Chromadorea, Rhabditida, Trichostrongylidae.
AUGGGAUCUCGCGGUGGUGCUCAUUCCGUCUAUGUUGGAAACCUCCCUUACCAAACCAGCGAACAAGCCAUUGGUGAUCAUUUCAGUCAAGCUGGUCAAGUUACCAAUGUGAAAAUCGUCUAUGACCGGGAGACUGGACGUAUGAAGGGCUUCGGUUUCUGCGAAUUCUCUGAUGCUGCUGGAGCCAACAAUGCCGUCAACACCCUCAACGGAGCAGAUUUCGGUGGCCGGCAGCUUCGAGUGAACUACGCCAACAAUAACUGA